Molecule: messenger RNA, 2554 nt
Organism: Brassica napus (rape)
Lineage: Eukaryota; Viridiplantae; Streptophyta; Magnoliopsida; Brassicales; Brassicaceae
Product: NAC domain-containing protein 6-like
Exons: 1
Coding region: 1475-2353 (292 amino acids)
Biological process (GO): regulation of DNA-templated transcription
Molecular function (GO): DNA binding
Source: RefSeq, a predicted model, not a curated record
GAAUACUUCACUAACCACAAAGAAGACUUCACGGAGUUAUAUUUGUAAAAGUGCAUACAAGUUUUUGUUUGGUCAUAAAGAGAUAAUUGUAAUUUCACUAUCCUCUUGGGUUAGUUUUGCAUUUGAUUCAGUUUGAAUUAUAUUUUUUACAUUUAAAAUCAAGUUUUAAGUCAUUUUUGACAAAUUCUCCAUAAAAUAUAAAUGCCUAACUAAAUAAUAAAAUAGAUAAACAUAAUAUCUGGAAUAUAUCCAAAUAUAUUCUCUCUGAACCACUUUACUAAGACUCAACCUGGCGACUUUUAAAAUUGGAAUAGAAAUAAGUAGGAAAAGAAUGACUAAGAACAAAAUAAAAGAAAUAAAAAUGAAUAUUUAUUACUUUUGUUCCAUAUCAAUUUUGGUAAGGAACUUUUUUGUUCUAUAGUUCCUUAAAAUUUAAGAAAUGACAAGGAAUUAUAGCAACAAUUGUUUCUUAUAAAUGGUGUAAUUUUUAAGGAAUUAAUGGGAAUUGAUUAUUCUCCUUAUUUCUCCAUAUUAAGACCCUACAAGAAAACAUUUGAUUCCCCCGCAUACGUAUUCGUCGGAAAUGAAUCCGUUAGAAAAGGCCAUUCUCGGAUUAUCGACGAAUAAGUAUUCGUCAGUAUAGCGUCGGGAAAACCUUUUCGUCAGGAAUUCAUCAGAUAUGUUUGACCAAAGAAAUUCGCCGAGAAUAUCCGUAAAAAAUUUAUUGAAAAAAUCCAUAAUGACACCGUCGGGAAUAUUCAAUCUUCUUAAAAAUAACCCCUGGAAGUCUUCUCAUAUUAUUGAUCUUAAAAAUAAUUUAUAAAUUUUAUUAAAAAUAUUUUGAUGGGGAAAAAAUAAAAUCAUGCAACUAUAAACAUUUGUAAAUGAUAUAAAUUAAGAUAUAGUAAAAUUGAAAAGUUUUCAACACAGAUAUGUAAAUGUAGUGAAUCAUAGUAUAAAAAUUGAAAAGUUUUCAAGAUAAGACCUAUGAGAUUAAACGCAAAUAUCCAAAAACUCAAAAUACCUGAACCGAACUCGAACGAAGACCCGAAUGCUUACUCCUAGCCUAACGGAAUCUACAUACAUACGAUUAACAACAUAUGAUUUAUCAUAACAUUAUCUUCAUAAAAAGAACAUUUAUAUACGAUCUAUUGAUCAAAUAUGAUCUAUCAUGUCAUUAUUCAUAAAAACAAAUCUAUAAUAUGAUUUAUCAUAACAUUAUCUUCAUAAUUUAUAUAAAGAACAUUAUAUUCCAUAAAAUAAAUCUAUCAAUAUGAUCUAUCAUAACAUUAUCUUUUUGAUUCUCUUAACAAACCGUGUUUUUUUAAUAGGAAACUGCAUCGAUGAUAGGAUAAUCCUCUGAAUUUUUCUUUAGAAAAUUAAAAUAGCCUUAGUAGUAUAUAUAUACAUACAACUCAAUAGGUUAUAACCUUACUUUUGUAGAAUCAAACUUGAGAGCUAAACCCUUAAAACGAUGUCAAAUAACUAUGAAGAUGGAGGAGGUUACUAUGAUCCUGACGAAACCAUGUUCAAUAACGAUGAAGAUGGAGGACUUUACUUUGAUCCUGAAGACCAAGAACUCAUAAAAUAUCAUCUACUACCCAAGUUAGAAACGUAUCUACAACCCAAGUCGAGAGAUGAAGAGUGUGAAGACUUCAUCGUGAUGAAGAACGUUUACGAUAAGGAGCCAUGGUUGCUGGACCAUACCAAUCAUCCUUUGUUCAGGAAGAACGAGUGGUUUUAUUUCGUGAGAAGGACUCAAGUGUCAGUGAAGAACAUUGGUCGUGGUAGGAACUCAAAGCGGAGGAUCGCCGGGGACAACGAUGGUGGGAGUUGGAAGCCUAACGCUAAAAAAUAUAUUGAGAACACCAUUAUAGGGAAAAAGCAAACUCUAAAGUUCACUAAAAGCGACAACAAUAAGAGGCAGAAGAGAGGAGACGGUACUUCUGCUGUUGUUCCUGGGAGCAAUAAUAGCUGGAUUAUGCACGAGUAUUCGCUACCGGACGAAAAUACGUUUCAAGAACUGGUCCUGUGCAAGAUUUGCAAGAUAAGCAAUUCUAAGGAUGAAGAAGUUGAAGCCGUGGAGGGGACACAUGACGCAGAAGAAGAUGGGACUGGAGAGCUCGUUGACAGAUUCGCAAGAAUGGGAUUGGAUGAUCAACAAACAACGGAGAAAGAUGAUCAAGAAGAGCCACCAAUGUCCGCUCUUUCUCAAUCUAGUGAUCCUCCAGCUAGGCCUGGCGAUAAAUCUCUACCACUAGAGGUGGAUAAUGAUGAAGAUGAAUAUCAAGUGAUGAACCAAGAGCUUGCUGAACAUCUUUUCAACUCCACUGUACAAACACAAGAAGUGUGAAUACUUAUUGAAAAUCUUCUUAAUGUUUCUCAAAGUUAUUCUUCAUUGUUUGUAAAAUAGUUUCAAUUAUGUGAUUAACUCUUUUCAUUAAACAAAGAGAAUCAAUUCAUACGUUUUGUGAAUAGUUGGCUAAUAAGUUAGCUACAAUACAACUGCAUGAAUAGUUGGCUAAUGAUAUGACCUUUACAAUGCUACCUACGU